Molecule: messenger RNA, 1515 nt
Organism: Cuscuta campestris
Lineage: Eukaryota; Viridiplantae; Streptophyta; Magnoliopsida; Solanales; Convolvulaceae
Source: the annotation of a GenBank genome assembly
AUUGAGGAGGUACUAGUAGUAGUACUAGUACUUUUUUGCAUAGUAGUGAAUCCAUGUCUCAAGAGGCUCACUUUUCCCUCCAAAAACUGAGUGACCAGCGCUCACGAACGAACCCUCAAGCUCCAGUGCGCGGUGCCGAGCCGUAGUUUUUCUUUCUACGCAGUGGACUAAGAAACUACGGAGAGAGCCUAGCCGCCCAAAUUUCGAGCCCAAAAAAAAAAACUUCUUCUCGUCGGCGUCAUGUCUUCCCAGCCCAUCACUGCUCCCAAUACUAAUACCUUUUCCCCUCGAAACUCUUCCUCUUACUCCCCCUCCUCCACGUCCGCCGGCGCCGCCGACGACGCCGCCGACGGCGAUUGUCCGACACCUAAAGCCAUGUCCGAAGAUGAACUCGACGCCACUCCCAAUUCUGCCGACUACUGUCGCUCCCCAUCUCCGGCGCCGUCUUCGCCGGCCACUAACAACAACAGCGACAACCACAAAGCAAUUAUUCCCUUUCCCUCUAAUCCUCCGCCCACGGCCGCGCGCACGCCUGUUUUUCCGUCUCGGGAGGACUGCUGGUCGGAGGCCGCGACUCACACGCUGAUCGAGGCUUGGGGGUCUCAUCACCUGGAAUUGAAUCGGGGAAAUCUCCGGCGGCAGCACUGGAUGGAGGUGGCCGACGCCGUUAACUCCCUCCACGCCAACACGAAGAAGCAGUACCGCACCGACAUACAGUGCAAGAACCGCAUCGACACCCUGAAGAAGAAGUACAAAUCCGAGAGGGCUAGGGUUUCACAAUCGCGCGGAAAGUACGUUCCGUCCUGGCCGUUCUUCAGCAGCCUUGACGCCCUCAUCGGUGACAACUUCAAGCCCUCUACUUCGCCGGCGACUGCUCCUCCUCAACAGAAGGCUUCCCUGAAGCUUCCUCCACCACCAUCUGCGAUCCCUGUCGGUCCUCGGUCCAAGCGUCCGGCACCCAAUGACGAAUUGGUUUCCCGGAGGAAUUUCUCAGCCAUGGCUGCGGCUGCAGCUGCUGCUGCAGCAGCAGAAGACUCAUAUGACAAUGAAGAGUCUGAGGCGUCGAUUCUGCCCCCAGCGCCCCCUGCCAUUUCAGGUCGGAUGAAGAAAAAGGGUCCAGGUGUGGAGUUAGAGGGGUUUAUGAGUUUGGCCGAAGCUAUUGGGAAGUUUGGGGAUAUAUACAAGAGAGUGGAAGAGACUAAACUUAGGCAGAUGGUGGAUCUUGAGAAGCAGAGAAUGCAGUUUGCCAAAGACUUGGAACUUCAGAGAAUGAAGCUCAUUAUGGAAUCACAAGUACAAUUGGAAAAACUCAAACGUGCUAAGCUCAAUUCACAUGCUGGUUAGUGAGUGUUCUUCGUUUGUUCAGGCUCUCCCUGGAGUUUCUGUUUCUUUGAUUCUCAUGUUAUUAUAUUAGAAUCUGAUUAGAGAAACAAGGUUAACAUCUAUGUUUUGUUUAAUGGAAUCUGCAAGUUGUAAUCAACUUUAUAGCUAAUUUCUUGAGCGUUUUUGUGUUUA